GUAAAUCGACUGGGUUUCGGAUUAUAGAACGUUGAUGCCAGCAAGCACAAUUCUCAGCCCUGCAGCCCGACCUUUUGACUUUCGACUGGCGACUUCCAGCGGGUCUCCCAAGUCCAGCCCAUCUCGAGAGAAAGGAGGCCAAUCAGACCCAUUGCGGACUUGACAGUGUGAGACUGGAAGGCCGCCCGGCAACAAUCACAGUCGCUUGUUGUGAACUUCUUGAUAAAAGGGACCAAUCUGCGAAUCUCUGCUGUCCCGCCUGGAAGAGAGCUGCUUAGUCGUCAAGUUUCACGGUGGGAUUGUUUGUUGGAAUCCCACGUCUCUCUGGAGAUGAAUGCAAUACAGCUAUUCCGCCGCCGACUGGUCCUUCAUUUUGAUCUUGGGACACUGUCACUACUGAUCGUACGCGUUUUGUUACCCUCCCUGCGGAUUCGAAUACCUUCCAAAACGUCGAAUUGGCACAUAACGAGUUUGCUGCAGCGAUAAGUGGCCAGAUUAUGAACCAUCGAAUCUGAGCAAACGACAAUGAGCAUCGUCACCUGCGAGAGGUUUGCUACAUAAUGCCGUGGAAAGGAUUGAAGAUGAGUGGCGUUGGGCAGAAAGAUGGUUCCCAAAAGCCACAGAGAACAGAUCCAGGCCGACUGGAUCAUGCUUCCCGCAUGGCUCAUUCUCGAGACAAGAUCGGUUCACGGGGAUCUGAAUCGUUAACGUUUGCCCAGAAAGUGCCUUCCACAUCAUUCGAUAAUGGAGGGCGAGAUUCCACACGACUGGCGGAUCGUCUCCUUCGAGCCCAGAAUACCAAACGAAACAGAUUCAGCCUGCUAAGAUUCCGGCAUGCUUCUGACCCCCAGCUGUCGGCAUCCUACCAAGAAGCAGAGGCCCCGCCCAUUCCACCGAUUCCUGAAAGUGCCCAGCCGCCGAAAAUAAUCACCACGUCCCCGACAACGGAUGACCUAGGUCAAGCCGCCAAACGCAAAAGCAUCUUCAAAAUGUCCCAUCCAAAGGCGCCUCAUGAAAAGACCAAGUCAGUAGAUGUCAAUUCCGCCAUCCUGCCCAAAAAUUCCAACCCUCAAAUCCCGGUAUCUGCCACUGCUCCGGCAAGUGUCAGGGCCUCCCAUAUUAGCUUUGAAGAACCUCAAGGAAGGCUUUCAACGACUUCUUUACGUAGUGGCCCUCCUCGCUGGCAAGAUGGGUCGCAUCAAAGCUUGUUUCCUGCAGCAAGGUUCUCAGAAUCGUCAAGGUCUGAGGCUAGUUCGGGAGACCAUGGCGUUUACAAUUCCGCGUCUAGAACCGACGCCUCUUCGAGCACAUCCUCGUUCCUCCGCCUUCUUAGGAAGAAUCGACACAGCCUAUUAUUUCCUUCUCUUAUGAAAAAUCUCCCUGGGCAAACCUUCAUGCACGAUCAGCAGCCGCGCGCAAUAUCUUCCGCGGAUCAAGAUCGGGAACAUCUUUCGCCCCUUCCUUCCCCUUCCCGCUCAUCUGUCGGACGUGGACCUGUGGAGCCGAAUACCUUUUGCAAUAACUCCACGACAUCCGCCCAUUCAAGGAGAUCUUCAGUCUCAAACAGACCCAAUUUUAGGGGCAGAUCAUCCACAAUAGGCUCUCUUGCCGAUAUCCAGGAUGAUACUCGUCAGUUGUCUUCCGAACUUGUCCCAUCUAGUGGCACAUCAACGUUUACCGGCCCGCGAAAGAGCUUUAGUGACUUGUUUAACCCUUCAAGAUCUCGACACAAUAUAGAGGGAUAUGCGGCUGGUGAAGUUCCAGAAACCCCUCAAUCAAUGUCAUCAAAGCCAAAUUCUUUCUCACUCGCAAGAGAAGUAGCUAGCUGUCCACCCCGAGAACCAGAUGACACACCCGCAACCUACCUUACGCGACUCGAAGGUGCGGUUCAUCGGGCCGCUAUUGCCACGAUUCUCUCACAAUCAGGAGACGAUUUCUAUAAGGCAACAUUGAGGAAAUAUAUCCGCGGUUUUGCAUUCUUUGGCGAUGCGAUGGACAUGUCAAUUCGAAAAUUGCUUAUGGAGGCUGAACUGCCGAAGGAAACCCAGCAGAUCGACCGCGUACUCCAAAGCUUUGCCGAGCGAUAUCACGAAUGCAACCCUGGAAUUUUUGCAUCUCCUGAUCAAGCUUAUUUCAUCGCGUUCUCGUUGCUGAUCCUUCAUACCGACGUCUUCAACAAAAACAACAAAAGGAAAAUGCAGAAGCAGGAUUACGUUCGUAACACAAGAGGCGAAGGCUUAGCGGAAGAGAUCCUUCAAUGCUUCUAUGACAAUAUCUGCUACACCCCUUUUAUCCACGUGGAGGAUGAAGUUAAUCUGGGUGUACGACGGCUGGCGCCCAAGGCACGAAGCCCAUUAUUCAAGACCGCGAGCACUGACCAUUUAUCAAGAUCGUCCAGAGACCCCGUCGAUCCCUAUGCUUUGAUCCUCGAAGGCAAACUUGGCAGUCUUAGACCGAAUCUCAAGGAUGUAAUGGAUUUGGAAGAUGUGUACAGUGUUUCAGGAGCUGGGCCCUCGCCAAAUAUGAACGACCUUCACCGGGCCUUUUAUAAGCCAUGUGUCCUGCAGAUAGUUUCGGAAAGAUCCCGUCCGGAUGCUUUCCUGACACAAUCCUCCAUCGCCAAUCCCGCCGAAUCACAACCUGGCCUUGUAGAUAUUCGGGUAGCCAAGGUUGGACUUUUGUGGAGGAAAAAUCAGAAAAAGAAGAAAACCAGAUCUCCGUGGCAGGAAUGGGGGGCUGUUCUCACUGGUUCGCAGCUCUAUUUUUUCAAGGACGUUCAGUGGGUCAAGUCAUUGAUCUCUCAAUAUGAAUCAAGGCAAACUGGUGGGCGCCGCCACCCUGUGACUUUCAAACCUCCCGUCAGCGAUUUUAAACCAGAUUCGAUCGUGUCUACUGCAAAUGCUGUGGCACUGCUGGACGCCAGCUAUAAACGGCAUAAGCAUGCGUUUUUAUUUGUUCAACACGGAGGAUUUGAGGAGGUCCUUUUAGCUAAUAGCGAUAUCGACUUGAAUGAUUGGAUAGCGACCAUCAAUUAUGCGGCUGCUUUCAGAACAACGGCUGUUCGUAUGAGGGGAAUGAUUGGAGCGAACUAUGAAGGCCAUUUGCCUCACAAAUCCACUAGGGCAGACUCAGUAACGUCAGACACAUCGGAGACUCCCACCAUCUUAGACUCAGCUGCCACCAAUACCAGAAGAAUGGACCCCUGCCUUGCAGAAGAGAUCUUUGCUGCGCGUCGCGAACUCGUUUCUAGAAAGGUGCAAGAAGCGGACGAGAAACUCGCUGUAACUCAGAAACAACUGGACGAUCUUUUGCAAAAUGCUCGACACCUCCAAAUUCUGACGCCUAUUCACCCACGUGCCAGAGACAACGUUGUUUUGGCGGCUGGACGAAUUGCAGCUAAUAUCAAAUGGGUUCGGUUAGACAUUUGGCGGGCAAGAUGUCACAGAGAUGUGCUGGCGCUUGACUUAGCGGAAGAGGAGAAGCAUUUACCGUCUGUAAAGAAAGUUCCCAGCAGCUCCCCGGGCAGAAACGAGAUAUGCUCCUUUUCAAGCCAGGAACAUCAGAUAUUGUCAGAAUCAGCACCAAGCCUUGGCCCUACGUCUCCAAAAAGCAACCGAUCUUCCAAGCGAGCUCGUUCUCGUUCCCCAACGCCGUCGAAGGAAUUCAACCUACCCGAUCAAUUGAUAGAGAGCAUAUCAACCACCGUUAAGAGACCAGGAUUGCCAAAUUCUCUUUCUUCGCCAGAAACAACGGCAUCGCUAGGAAGGCCGUUAAUUGAUGGGAGUAAAGAUGAUGCCGCUCUUGAUUCAAUAAAAUCAUUUGGUGAAACUCUCCUACCACCUCAGGCCUCAACGACAAGCUCUAUCAACAAAUUGGAGUCGACCGGAUCUGCAAAACAGUCGUUGGCGCAGAAAACCCCAACAUCGAGUGUAAUUGACACCGAAGAAGAGCGUCUCCUUCGGGAAGCCGGUAUUCUAUCCAAUGAGCUAUUUUUGCAAAUGUCUGCAUCCGCUGACGCAACAGAUGAACCCAACACCGCAAAUAACGAUGGUCGGGUAGAACCAGCGCUUGGUGAAGGUCGAAGUAAGAUUCGAAGGAGCCUACAUCGCACGCUUCGUGAUGGCCAUUUUAUUCCCCAUCAUCAGCGAAGCAAAAAGGGUAAAGAUUCCGGUACAACCGUUUCUGCAGCGGACGACGGGAAUGCUGCUGCUGAAACAGAAACCUUAGCGCGUGGUGCUGGAAGCUUCACUGUUCACGGAAAAAAGGCCUCCGUUGUUACUUUUGGUUCAGAAUGGGAAAACAUGUCCCCUGGACAACGCCUCAAGCAACGCAGACCAACCCAUACUGAAGACUCUCGCGCUUCCGAAAUGCUGGGGCUUGAUCUUGUCAGCUCUGAAAGUAUGAGCGGCAGACAGGCUUACUCUCUAAGAUCUGUCAGCACGACUACGGCCAAGAGUUUGCGGCAGCUGGACAGGGCUCAAGAGAAAGCCACCGGGCUUGGUUCUCCCGAGGAGUCUCUCCCAGAGACCAGUCCCCAUCUCAACAAUGAAAAUUCUAUGACAAUUGACGCAGAUUCUGCUGUUAUUAUCGAAGAAGAAGAAGAGCCUCCCCAUGAGCCGGUUGACGGAGUGCUUCGGUCCCUGACCGCUAAAGAGCAAACCUCGAUAGAUCAACCACCAGGAAAGAAGGAUUUGGCUCCCACAGAGCCUGAACCCAAUAUUGACGAUUCUUCUCUCCUGUCGGAUCGCAUUGCCUCGGAAUAGACCAUUGAAUCAUAGUGUUGCUUUCAUUAUUUCUCCUUAUCCCUUUCCUCUUCCAACCUUUCUCACGAUGAUUAUGACUGCCUGAUUCCCACCCACUGCUUUUGCUGUUAUUCGGUGCCUUGAAUUGCAUUGACCCCUCUCUCCGACCGCACCCAAACCUUUGUACAAGCCUUCUACCACCACUCUGUACUCAUAUUCAGUUUUUGCCCAUGAAAAGCCUGAGUUAAACCUACACUGGCCCGCAUAUUUCUUUGUCAUUGAGCCCUGUCCCUGGACUGCUUUUGCUAUGGCCUUCCAAUUUUCCUGUCAUUGUGUGUGUUGUCAGCCUUGAAUUGCUGCACACCCCAAUAUUUCCCCGAGCAGCUUGUUGAAACCAAAAAUAGGUCUUGCAGGUUGUUUUUUUCAUCACAUUGUAAACAAUUGUAAUAGCCAUGAAAACCCAUAAAGUC
Molecule: messenger RNA, 5212 nt
Organism: Coccidioides posadasii C735 delta SOWgp
Lineage: Eukaryota; Fungi; Ascomycota; Eurotiomycetes; Onygenales; Onygenaceae
Biological process (GO): regulation of ARF protein signal transduction
Molecular function (GO): guanyl-nucleotide exchange factor activity
Source: RefSeq, a predicted model, not a curated record